AUGCCACAUGUGACAUUUAGAACGUCUUCUGGGGACAAAAUUUACUUUAAAGACAAUGGAAACCCACAAGCCCGUUAUGAUAUACUGAAAUGGUACUUCUUAGAAAUAGGAAAUAAAAAGAGCAUAAAGGUUGGAAGCUUUGAUGGAUCUGAAUCUGAUGGGAAACUAUUUGUCAAUGAAAGCGCCAAUCUCUGGGGCCCGUACUUUUCUGAGGCCAUGUUAGGAGGCUCCCCAUUAAGCCUCUGCAGGCAGAGCAUUCCUGCAGUUGGUCCCAGAACUGUUAGUUUCCAUGGAUGCCCUUCUCCAGGAGACACUGAUAGGCUGCUGAGGAUAGGUUUCUAUUCUACCCCACAGUGUGUCCAUUCUCGCUGUAGCGAGCCCUGUAAGCCUGGAUUCAGGAAAGCUAAAGUAGAAGGGGCGCCAAGUUGCUGUUAUACCUGUGUACUGUGUGCCGAUGGGGAAAUGUCUAACAUAACAGAUGCACAGAUUUGUAUGAAAUGCUCUAAAUAUGAAAAAUCAAAUUCUGUAAGAAACCGCUGCAUUCCGAGGAAUAUAGAUUACCUUUCCUAUGGAGACCAGUUGGGUUCUACACUAUCCUCCAUCUCUGUAAUAUUAUCCGUCACUUGUGCUGUAAUCCUGGGAAUCUUUAUAAAGUACCGCGAGACUCCUAUAGUGAGAGCCAACAACCGAUAUCUCAGCUGUCUCCUCCUCAUCUCUCUCAUGUUGUGUUUCCUCUGCACUUUAUUAUUCAUUGGGCGCCCAACUCAGAUAUGUUGUCUCCUCCGACAAGUAACAUUUGGGAUUGUAUUUACUAUUUCUGUUUCUUCUGUGUUGGCUAAAACUCUCACAGUUAUUAUUGCCUUCAAUGCCACAAAGCCUGGGAGCAAGCUGAAGAAGUAUGUAGGAACCCAACUGGCCAUAAUUUUAGUCAUUGCAUGUUCUUUAGUUGAGAUUGUCAUGUCUGCUGUGUGGAUGGCCUCCAAUCCCCCAUUUCCAGAGGCUGAUACUCUCUCUGACCCAGACUAUAUUAUUCUGCUGUGCAAUGAAGGAUCAGUCACUUUCUUCUUCUGUAUAAUUGGAUAUAUGGGAACGUUGGCCCUACUGAGUUUCAUUGCUGCAUUUCUAGCCAAGGAUUUCCCUGACCGAUUUAAUGAGGCUAAAAACAUCACUUUCAGUAUGUUGGGGUUCUGUAGUGUGUGGGUGGCAUUUGUCCCUGCAUACCUGAGCAGUAAGGGCAGUAGAAUGGUGGCAGUUGAGAUAUUUGCCAUCUUAUCCUCCAGUGCUGGGUUACUGGCCUGUAUAUUCAUUCCCAAGUGCUAUAUCAUAUUUCUAAAGCCUGAACUGAACACAAAAGAAACCAUUAUUAGAAAACAAUAG
Messenger RNA from Xenopus tropicalis (tropical clawed frog), 1377 nucleotides. Its product is annotated as vomeronasal type-2 receptor 26-like. Gene Ontology annotation, biological process: G protein-coupled receptor signaling pathway. Bases 1 to 1377 code for a protein of 458 amino acids. Gene Ontology annotation, cellular component: plasma membrane; membrane. Gene Ontology annotation, molecular function: G protein-coupled receptor activity. The transcript is spliced from 4 exons. NCBI's taxonomy places the organism in Eukaryota, Metazoa, Chordata, Amphibia, Anura, Pipidae. The record is from RefSeq and is a predicted model, not a curated record.